CAUUCAUAAUUAUCUACAAAAAUAUUUUUCUGGUGAAGUAUUUUUAUAGUUUUCCUUGCUCUGGUCUCUCAUUUUUGACCAUGAAGUACCUAUAUUAAACUGCAUUUAUUUAAUUGUUCAACAAUUACAUAAAUUUAUGAUACAUACAUACUUAUUAGGAACAACUAUUGUACUAAUAGACAAAUUAACUCGAUAUUCAGCAAACUGUAGAAAAAUGAUUGUGCAAAAAAAAGAACUACUAAUUUUAUUGAAACCGUAUUAUUGGGUUAAUAUUAUAUUGACAUGUUCAUACGUAUUUUGUAAAAAAUGUGAAAUUAUAUGUAAUAUUCUUUUUGUUCAAAAUGAAAAUUCAUGUCAACUAGAUACUAGGGAAUUAGAAAUUUUGAUUUUUCUUAUGAUUGUUGUGAUGAUACGAACCAGAAAAGCUGGCAGUGUUACAAUGAUUAAUUAUUUAUCUUCUAGUUUUAUUUACUCUAAGAGUGCUAAUAUACUACUAUGGUUUUAUGCUGAUGUUCGUUAUGGAUUAUUUUUCACUGCGUUUGUUAUUGUUUUAAGUUUCAUUUUACCAGAACCAACAUAUUCAGGGCCUGAAAAUGUUAUAUACUUCAGAUCAUUAUCAAGUUUAGAAGAUGCAUUAAAGGAAAAUAAACAACAAACAGUUUGGCUAAUAUGUUUUUAUACAGUUUGGAAUCCUACUUGUGCUCACUUUGCUCCAAUAUUUUCAAAAUUAUCUGUUGAGUAUGAUUCAAAAAAUCUUAAAUUUGGUAAAAUAGAUAUUAGUAGAUAUCCAGAUGUUAGUCAAAAAUAUAGUGUAAGUGAUUCAUCACUAAGUCGUCAACUUCCAACUGUUAUUUUAUUCAAGAAUGGCAAAGAGGUUCUUAGACGUCCAACAUUUGAUUCUAAAGGAAAAGUUUACAAAUUUUUUUUUACUGAAGCAAAUUUUAGAGCUGCAUUUGAUUUAAAUAAUGUAUUUAACCAGUGUAAAUUAUUAGAAAAAAAAAAAUUUUCUGAAAUAAGUGAAAAGUCUAAGACAAAAAAUAAAGAAAAAACUCAUUAAGAGAGUUAAAAUAUUAAAAGGUAUUUGAUUAACAAUAAAAAAGAAAUGAUAUGGAAUUAUUUUAUUGUGUCAAAUAUAUAGUUUUGAUUUAGAAAAGUCUACAAAAUCUAAUAUGUAUAAAAACUUUUGA
Daktulosphaira vitifoliae (grape phylloxera) is the source of this 1187-nucleotide messenger RNA. Its product is annotated as thioredoxin-related transmembrane protein 2 homolog. The transcript has 6 exons. Gene Ontology annotation, cellular component: cytoplasm. The record is from RefSeq and is a predicted model, not a curated record. The coding region runs from base 137 to 1057 and encodes 306 amino acids. Lineage: Eukaryota; Metazoa; Arthropoda; Insecta; Hemiptera; Phylloxeridae. Gene Ontology annotation, molecular function: oxidoreductase activity, acting on a sulfur group of donors, disulfide as acceptor.